Molecule: messenger RNA, 1141 nt
Organism: Racocetra persica
Lineage: Eukaryota; Fungi; Glomeromycota; Glomeromycetes; Diversisporales; Gigasporaceae
Source: the annotation of a GenBank genome assembly
AUGUCUACUAAAUUGCAAAAUAAGAUUUACAAAUUCCUGACAACUGCCGAAGAAUGUCAGAUAAAUGCUACAUCAGUUAUUUAUCUUGGACUGAAAAAAGACCGUUGGAUUCCGCAAAAUGAAUUAAGAUCAAUUAUAGACCGAGUUGUAAUUUCCGCCAGCAAUGUAAUCAUGGAAGGUUCUCCUCGUCACUCAAGGAUUUUACAAAUUUCUUCGCAGAAACCGGUUAGACAAAUGAAGCCUACACUUCCGUCAAGAAUUAAAGAUAUGUGUAACGAAUUUGUAUCAAGUUUUUCUAGCCAUGAUGAUUCUAACGGACCUCCAGAAAAGUUAACUCAUGAUGGAACAUGGAAAGAGUAUGAAGAGGAACUUUCAUGUGUCGUAAAUGAAAUUUUUAGUACCAUUAAAGAUGUUUGGAAUAAUCCAGCUCUUAACUCUGACGUGGCAGGGACAUUAAAUGAGGGAACUUAUCAAUCUACUGUUAUUGUACCAUUUAUUCGAGCUGUAUUAAAAAAUCUUCCCUUUGGAUCAUCUUCAUUUAUUAGCACGUCAGAAAGAGAAAGUAUUGCUAGCGCGGAUAGAAAAGAUGGUCAAAUGGGAAGACGUCCAGAUAUCAUGUUCAUAGUGAAUCAUUUAGAUAUGCUCUUUGAAAUUAUGUAUGUUGAAUGUUCGAGACUGGUUUGUAUACAGAAAAAAAAGGACGAUGAUGAUAUUAAGUUAUGGAGAGAAUGUAAUGACGGUAUGUAUUAUACACGAAAAACUCUAAGUCCAGAGAAAGAGCAAUUUGGAAUUGUUGGGAUACAAAUAGCAGAAGAUACUCUACAUCUGAAUGUUCUUAUCAGGGAUAAAAUGAAUGUUCAUAGAUAUUAUAAUAUCGAAUCAGCAAAAAUCCCUGUGCAAGAAUCAGAUGAGAACACUCGAGUUGCCAAACUUGAGGCAGAAAAUACCAAACUAAAACAAAUUAUAGAAGAAAUUGCUAAUCUUAGGAUCGAAAAUACCAAACUAAAACAAAUUAUAAAGCAAAAUCGAACUACUAAUGUUGCUUCGUCAGUAACUCCACAGAUGCCUAUUCCAUCAUCUAUUAAUGGUCACUCUGAUAAAGAUGAUAUCACCAACUCUGUAAAUCUAAAACAGGCACAAA